AUGUUCUCCAUUGCUGCUGCAUUUAUGAACGUCAACACUGAUACUCAAUGGGCCUACAUGGAAGGCUUCCGAACCCUCGACGCCCUGGGCCUCAACAACGCCGCGCUCGCCCAAGCCCUCGCCGCCCUUGUCCGAGUCGCAGAACGUCAACAUACUUUAAGUUCUUGUUAG
This is a messenger RNA of Puccinia triticina, 171 nucleotides long. RefSeq lists its product as uncharacterized. The transcript has 4 exons. The coding region runs from base 1 to 171 and encodes 56 amino acids. The record is from RefSeq and is a predicted model, not a curated record. NCBI's taxonomy places the organism in Eukaryota, Fungi, Basidiomycota, Pucciniomycetes, Pucciniales, Pucciniaceae.